Brassica oleracea var. oleracea is the source of this 684-nucleotide messenger RNA. Its product is annotated as probable E3 ubiquitin-protein ligase ARI13. The transcript is spliced from 2 exons. The record is from RefSeq and is a predicted model, not a curated record. Bases 1 to 684 code for a protein of 227 amino acids. Lineage: Eukaryota; Viridiplantae; Streptophyta; Magnoliopsida; Brassicales; Brassicaceae.
AUGGAGGACGAUCUACAGAGACCCUAUUUUGUUUGUACUAGAGAUGAUCUUAAAGAGAAGAUGAAUAAACAGAUCAAUGAUAUCUCCGAGAUCUUCUGCGUUUCAAACUCCGACGUGACUGCCCUCCUCAUGAAACUCAGAUGGAACUCGCAGCUUCUCUCAGAGCGGUUGUGCCAAGAAAACAACAAACUGUCGACUGAGUCAGGUUUUGUCACUGACUCGAACCAAGAUUUGUCCCAUUCCGAUUCUUCUUGUGAUGACGUUGAUGACAAAGUCUCCACACCCUUUUGUUCUCAUCAGUUCUCCAUAAAUUACUGGAGUAAGUACCUUGAGAAGAACAAGAAGAAAUAUACAAUCUCUUGUCCUCUUCAAGGUUGUCCAGCAGAAGUUGAGUGGGACGCGAUCGAGAACCUAACGGUAAGGAAAAAGAACAGGAAUACUCAGAGCUGCCUUGUUGGAAACAUUCUGGCCUGGAACAAGAGAGUAGAGACAAACGCAGCAGGUGGAUGCGCAAGUAAUCCAGUAACAAGCCAUCGGGAUAUAAACGGACUAUCAGAACCAGAAGUAAUCAACCACUCAUUAAGACAGCUUCCAUCAUUCAACUCUGUUCAAUUCCACAAUGAAAGGUCUAAACCAUUAAUCACCUAUAAAAACACCAAAGCUAAACGAGAUCAAGCACAAUGA